UGCCUUUACAAAGGAAACAUUACACACCCCAUUUGAUUUGAUAUUUAGUAUAACCUCUCUCUCUCUCUCUCUCUCGUGAGCUCACAGUGACAAAUUAGUUUUCGUCCUUGUAGAGUGCAAAAUCUAACAGUCUUCCAUGGCAAAUUUUUCGAGACGUACGGUGUUUCAGAAGUAGUGUUUCUCUGGCCUACCUAGCUAACCAGCCAGCAAGCAAGCCAUUUUCCAUAACUUGUAAAACUAUUCUACUCAACAAUGGCCUCUCUCAGACUCCUACAACAUAUGCUGCCAUCAAUAUUGAUAUUGGCUUCUCUGCAAGCCUGCAUGGGAGACACAACCGUCCCUGCCCAACUCAACAACGACGUCUUAGGCCUGCUUGUCUUCAAAUCCGACCUCCACGACCCUUCCUCCUAUCUCGCUUCGUGGAACGAAGAUGAUGAUUCCCCAUGUUCUUGGGACUUUGUACAGUGCAAUCCAGCCACUGGAAGGGUCUCUCAGCUGUCCCUUGAAGGCUUAGGCUUAUUGGGAAGAAUUGGUAAGGGGCUUCAAAACUUGCAGCAUUUGAAAGUCUUGUCUUUGUCCAACAACAAUUUCAGUGGUGACGUUAGCACAGAGAAGCUUGCUCUGCCUCCCAAUCUUGAAAGCCUUAAUUUGAGCCGCAACAGUCUCUCAGGUCUCCUUCCCACUGCUCUUGUCAACAUGAGUUCCAUAAAGUUUCUUGAUCUUUCUGAGAAUUCACUCUCAGGACCCCUCCCUGAUGAUCUGUUUGAUAACUGUUUUUCGCUUCGGUACCUCUCCUUAUCUGGAAAUUUGCUUCAAGGACCUUUGCCUAGUACACUGCCUAGAUGUUCUGUUUUGAAUGGCCUCAAUCUCUCCAAUAACCAUUUCUCCGGUAACCCGGAUUUCGCUUCUGGGAUUUGGUCUUUGAAGAGAUUGCGUACUUUAGAUUUUUCAAACAAUGCUUUUUCUGGGUCUGCGCCACAAGGGAUAUCAGCCUUACACAACUUGAAAGUGCUUCUAUUGCAGGGCAAUGACUUCUCUGGGCCAGUCCCUGCUGAUAUAGGACUAUGUCCCCACUUGGGUAGGGUUGAUCUCAGCUAUAAUCUUUUCACUGGUGCAUUACCAGACUCACUUCAGAGGUUAAAUUCUUUGACAUUUUUCAGUCUGUCUGAUAACAUGUUUACUGGUGAUUUUCCUCAAUGGAUUGGUAACAUGAGCAGCCUCAAGUAUUUGGACUUCUCAAACAAUGGCUUCACAGGCAGCCUCCCAGCCUCAAUAGGUGACCUGAAAUCACUCAGUUAUUUGAGUUUGUCCAACAACAAACUUGUUGGUGCCAUUCCAUUGUCUCUUGCUUACUGCAAUGAGUUGUCCGUGAUUCGGUUGAGGGAUAACAGCUUCAGUGGAAGCAUACCAGAGGGUUUGUUUGAUCUGGGGUUGGAAGAAAUACACUUUUCCCAAAUGGGACUUACAGGUUCUAUUCCACCGGGUUCGAGUAGACUGUUUGAAUCUUUGAAGAUGUUGGAUCUGUCAAGGAACAAUCUCAAGGGAAAUAUUCCAGCAGAAGUGGGACUUUUCUCCAACUUGAGGUACUUGAAUUUGUCAUGGAACAAUCUUCAGUCAAGGAUGCCUCCAGAGCUUGGCUUCUUUCAGAACCUAACAGUGCUAGAUCUUCGAAACAGUGCCUUAUUCGGCUCAAUCCCAGGGGAUAUAUGUGAUUCAGGAAGUUUGGGAAUUCUCCAAUUGGACGGAAAUUCAUUGAAUGGCCCCAUUCCUAAUGAGAUUGGGAACUGCUCAUCUCUCUAUUUGAUGAGCUUAUCCCACAACAAUUUAAGUGGUCUUAUUCCUAAAUCCAUUUCAAAGUUAAACAAGCUCAAGAUUCUUAAAUUAGAGUACAAUGAGUUGAGUGGAGAGAUACCACAAGAGCUUGGAAGACUGGAAAAUCUUCUUGCUGUUAACAUAUCUUAUAACAGGUUAGUAGGGAGGCUUCCUGUUGGGAGUGUAUUUCAGAGCUUGGAUCAAACUGCUUUGCAAGGAAAUUUGGGUAUUUGUUCACCAUUGUUAAAGGGGCCAUGUACAAUGAAUGUACCAAAACCCCUUGUUCUUGAUCCAAAUGCCUACAACAACCAAAUGGGUGGUCAUAGACACCGUGAUGAAUCUCCAAUGUCAACAACAGACCGUCACCACAUGUUCCUGAGCAUAUCUGCUAUUGUGGCAAUUUCAGCUGCUACACUGAUUGUUGUUGGUGUAAUUAUUAUUAGCCUUCUAAAUGUAUCUGCAAGGAGGCGGCCUGCAUUUGUGGAAACUGCCUUGGAAAGCAUGUGUUCAAGCUCUUCGCGAUCCAGUAGUUUGGCCUCAGGGAAGCUCAUUCUAUUUGACUCAAGGUCAUCCCCGGAAUGGAUUAGCAGUCCGGAAUCACUACUUAACAAGGCCUCAGAGAUCGGUGAGGGAGUCUUUGGAACAGUUUACAAAAUCCCACUUGGAGUUCAGGGAAGAGUAGUAGCAAUCAAAAAGCUGGUCACAUCAAAUAUAAUCCAAUGCCUUGAAGAUUUUGACAGAGAGGUUAGAAUUCUGGGAAAAGCAAGGCAUCCAAAUCUAAUAGCCCUGAAAGGAUACUAUUGGACUCCACAGAUGCAGCUUCUGGUAACAGAGUUUGCCACCAAUGGCAGCCUACAAUCCAAACUCCAUGAAAGGCUUCCUUCGACUCCACCACUUUCAUGGGCUAAUAGAUUCAAAAUUUUGCUUGGCACAGCAAAGGGACUUGCCCACUUGCAUCAUUCGUACCGCCCUCCAAUCAUUCACUACAACAUAAAACCAAGUAACAUCUUGCUUGAUGAGAAUUACAACCCAAAGAUUUCAGAUUUUGCACUGGUAAGGCUUCUAACAAAGAUCGACCAGCACGUAGUGAGUAACAGAUUUCAGACUGCACUGGGUUAUGUGGCACCAGAAUUAGCAUGCCAGAGCUUAAGGGUCAAUGAAAAAUGUGAUGUAUAUGGUUUUGGUGUAUUGAUCCUUGAGCUUGUGACUGGUAGAAGGCCUGUGGAGUAUGGGGAGGACAAUGUUGUAAUAUUGACUGACCAUGUUAGGGUUUUGCUUGAGCAAGGCAAUGUGUUGGGGUGCAUUGAUUUAAGCUUGGGUGAGUAUCCAGAAGAUGAAGUCCUACCAGUGCUCAAGUUGGCCUUGGUUUGCACCUCUCAGAUACCAUCAUGCAGGCCUACCAUGGCAGAAGUGGUUCAAAUUAUGCAGAUUAUCAAGACCCCAAUUCCAUACACAUUGGAGGCUUUCUAAUUUCUAAGUGCAUUUCAAUGUUUGCUUGACUUCAACAACAAAGAGAUUUGCCCUCCAACUUGUAAUUUCUUACUAGUUUCUAUGUGGAUUGACAGGGAACUGCUCUACUUGUUAAUUGUGGUUUUUUCUCACCUACAGUUACCAGAUUUUCCUGCGUGCUAAAUUGAAUAUGAGCAUAUAUUGUGACA
Molecule: messenger RNA, 3470 nt
Organism: Prunus dulcis (almond)
Lineage: Eukaryota; Viridiplantae; Streptophyta; Magnoliopsida; Rosales; Rosaceae
Product: probably inactive leucine-rich repeat receptor-like protein kinase At3g28040
Exons: 2
Coding region: 253-3282 (1009 amino acids)
Biological process (GO): protein phosphorylation
Cellular component (GO): plasma membrane
Molecular function (GO): protein kinase activity; ATP binding; protein binding
Source: RefSeq, a predicted model, not a curated record